UAAAUCCAGUGAAUUGUAGUAAACAAGAAACAACAAAGAUGGUAGAAAUUUGUUUAGAAUCUCUUCUCCUGACCUCGCAGUAUCGAAUCAGUUUUUGGCUAAAUAAUUCAGAAAUUACAUAUUUCGCAAAAUUUGUAAAAAAUAACUAGCUAUAUAUAGCUAGCAAGCCAACAAGUCAGAGAAUAACCAGAGUCAAAAAACUGCUAUCAAUUAUGAAUGCUGUCAUUGGAUUGUGUCAUUUCUGUGAGCUGCAUGGACCUAGUAUAUUAUUUUAUACCCAGUCCUUCCAUUGUUCAAACCAUACACCUGAUCAAGUACUAAAUGGUGUUGCUGCAUCACCUUCAUUAUGUGGAAUCUCGCAAAAUAGAUUGCACUCUGGAUCUUUUUCUGAAGAGACAGUUAAAAAGGAUGAUGAAAAACAGAAAGUGCGACGGACUUCAUCAGGGUCCCGUCAUACUACGUGCGAGGCAUGUCGAUCUCUUAAUCAGGGAGAGCCUGGAUUUUUAAGCAUUGAUAAGGAAUCUCAUAUUAGCUACAUCAGCAUGCAGUAUCCUGAAGAACAGGAACUGUACAGUAUUCUAAGACAUGCUUGUGUUAGAAGUUUAAGUUGUGAAGUUUGUCCUGGAAGAGAGGGUCCUAUUAUGUUUGGUGACGAAGCAAGUGGUUAUGUCUUCAGUUACACCUUUUUCUUAAAAGACUUACAGUCAAGAGGUUUUCAAAGAUGGUACAGCUUGAUCUGUGUUAUGAUGGACAGAAUCUAUCUUGCAAAUUCUUGGCAAUUCUUAAUUAGUAAUUUCAAAAGUAUUAUUGAUGACAUGCAAUCUAAGGCUGAACAGGUGUAUAAAACAGAGCAUGCCGAGAAGCCACAAAGAGAAGCCCUUCUCCAACCAAGGAAUGCCUUUAUGACUCCAGAUCAAUUUCGACGAGCUAGAGGUGGCCAGGUUUAUCGAUCAUUGAUGCAGAUAACAAAAGAUAAGAAUAUCUUCCAAAAUCUUCAUCAGUCAUUUUCAUGGAUAUUAAAAGCAUCUGGUCAGCGUUUUACUGAGAAAUUACUUGAAGGACCACCUGUGGAAGAUUAUUUAUAUGACGAAGAUGAAGUUGAACCUCCAUUAGAAGAAUUGCAAGCGCUGGCUUUAUCUCCUUAUCCAGAUUCAAGUGAAGGUCCAGUGUUUGAAUCUAUUGGACAUGUGUACAAAGUACUUGGCGAUGCAAAUUUUCAUGUAGUUGCUUUCCAUGUUGUUCGUGGAGAUCAACUUGUUGUUCAAGGUGAAAAUGAAGUGACUGUCAAGUCAAUGUUGAAAGUACUCAAGCAAUUUAUUCCGGCUGGUUGUUUUCGAGCGUUAUACUAUGAAAAAGAAUAUCAGGAUUCAUGGCGGUGUAAUUUCCUUGGACUUCCAUUGGGCGUCGAAAUACCAUUCCAUGUGUUACAAUCUCAACUUUUUGUGCAGAUCAAAAUAAUCGACAAAGAGAAUGGGGGUGAAGGUGCAGAAACCUCUUCCAAAUCGCAUUUUAGUUUCUGUGAAAAUUCCUUUGAUUCUUAUCAGUUUGAAGUAUCUGGCAAUUCUGUUGGAAAUGAGCCAACAUACUUGAAGCAUAUCAUGAAGGCAUUACGUAAUAAUACUAUUAAUAGAAGUGUGUUCGACUUAAUGUUAAUAACUGCUAAAGAACAAUGGAUGGGGAAAGUAAAAGUGAUGUUUAAGUUUUCAAAGUCUGGUGUUCGCACAACUGAAGAAAAAGACAGACUUUUAGAAGUGCUUCAAGCAAAACCAGAGGACGAAAUCCUUUUGAAAUAUUGGAUGACGUCAUUAAGUCGUUCUUACAGAUCUCAUUUACUGAAUUGUAGCAAUCACAAAGGCGAAUUAUGAGACAUGACCUCAUGUGCGUUUAGGGACGUGGUUUUGUGUGUCACCAUGGCGAUGAAAACGUGAUGUGACUGAAGGCUUAUCUGCAAAUUCUAGUGUACAUUUUCAAGUUCGAAUUAAUAGAUCGUCUUCAUUAAAUGACAAUAAUCCGAGAGACCAAUAACCGUUACACCCUGUGACGUUAUAUGUGACUUAUGACGUAACGUGUAACAUAAAUGUUUUCUUAAUCAUGUACAAAUAUGGUUUUCAUUAGAGAAUGACACUAAACAUUUGCGGUUGCAACAACGGAAAUUCAAAAUCAUAUUUUUUUACGAUUAAUCGUCAUCUGUCGAAAUGAGUAAUCCCGUCAUAAUCGAAUAUUCAAAGGAAACUAGCGAUACGACCGGGUGAUUUUGCCGGAUGAUAUUGAACGUAUUAUUAAAUUGUACGAAGAAAUUAAAUUAAUUAGACUUUUUAGAGAAAACGGAAUUAAGUUAAA
Hydractinia symbiolongicarpus is the source of this 2340-nucleotide messenger RNA. Its product is annotated as folliculin-like. The record is from RefSeq and is a predicted model, not a curated record. The transcript is spliced from 21 exons. NCBI's taxonomy places the organism in Eukaryota, Metazoa, Cnidaria, Hydrozoa, Anthoathecata, Hydractiniidae. Gene Ontology annotation, molecular function: GTPase activator activity. Gene Ontology annotation, cellular component: cytosol. Gene Ontology annotation, biological process: positive regulation of GTPase activity; negative regulation of transcription by RNA polymerase II; positive regulation of transforming growth factor beta receptor signaling pathway. Bases 213 to 1865 code for a protein of 550 amino acids.